AUGUCGACCAAGGUCGUGUACGAAGGGUGGAUGGUACGAUAUGGGCGGAGGAAGCUCGGCCGGUCCUUUAUUCACAUGCGGUAUUUUGUGCUUGAGUCUCGGCUUCUCGCCUACUACAAGAGGAAGCCCCAAGAUAAUCAGGUUCCGAUCAAGACACUUUUAAUUGAUGGAAACUGUAGAGUGGAGGAUCGAGGCUUGAAGACUCACCAUGGGCAUAUGGUAUAUGUUCUGUCUGUUUACAACAAGAAAGAGAAAUACAUUCGAAUUACGAUGGCAGCAUUUAACAUUCAGGAGGCACUAAUAUGGAAGGAAAAAAUUGAAUACGUCAUUGAUCAGCAUCAAGGUUCACAAGUUGCAAAUGGUAACAAAUAUAUUUCUUUUGAAUACAAAUCUGGAAUGGAUAAUGGGAGGACUGCUUCCUCAUCCGACCAUGAAAGCCAGUUUAGUGCCCAGGAAGAUGAAGAUGAUGCCCAUCCAAAUUUGUCGCGGAGAACAACAAUUGGAAAUGGUCCUCCAGAAUCAAUAUUUGACUGGACGAGAGAAUUAGAUUCAGAUCUGUCAAACCAGAGUAACAACAACCAAGCAUUUUCGAGAAAGCACUGGCGUCUCCUCCAAUGCCAAAAUGGCCUGCGCAUUUUUGAAGAACUUCUUGAAGUAGAUUACCUUCCAAGGAGCUGUAGUAGAGCCAUGAAGGCUGUUGGAGUGGUGGAGGCUACUUGUGAAGAAAUUUUUGAGCUUGUGAUGAGCAUGGAUGGAACACGGUUUGAGUGGGAUUGCAGUUUCCAGUAUGGUAGCUUAGUUGAGGAGGUUGAUGGACAUACAGCAGUACUUUAUCAUAGGCUUCAGCUAGACUGGUUCCCAAUGUUUGUGUGGCCUCGUGACCUUUGCUAUGUGCGCUAUUGGCGUCGAAAUGAUGAUGGAAGCUAUGUUGUGUUAUUUCGUUCUAGGGAGCAUGAGAACUGUGGUCCACAGCCAGGAUAUGUGCGGGCACAUAUUGAGAGUGGGGGUUUCAACAUUUCCCCUCUAAAACCUCGAAAUGGGAGACCUAGAACUCAGGUGCAGCAUCUGAUGCAGAUUGAUCUGAAAGGAUGGGGUGUGGGUUAUGCCCCAUCCUUUCAACAGCAUUGUCUCCUUCAGGUGUUAAAUAGUGUUGCUGGACUACGUGAGUGGUUUUCCCAAACAGAUGAAAGGAAUGCUCCUCCAAGAAUCCCUGUGAUGGUCAAUAUGUCCUCAGCUUCUGUUUCUUCACGAAAGGGGCAAAAGUUGCAUGAUUCUUCUAUUAAUUCUGCAAACAGAAAUUCUGUGAUGAUGGAUGACUACUCGGAUGAGGAUGAAGAAUUUCAAAUUGCUGAGGCUGAACAAGAGGCAUACCAAAAUGGCCUUGAGAACGAUAUGAAGAAGACAGCUGUAGAAGAAGAACCGGCCGAUCAAAUUGAUUUAUCCUGCUUCUCUGGUAAUCUACGGCAUGAUGACCAUGAUAAGGCUCGUGAUUGCUGGAAAGUUUCUGAUGGGAACAAUUUCAGAGUUCGUAGCAAGCAUUUUUGUUAUGAUAAGACCAAGAUUCCUGCAGGGAAGCAUCUAAUGGAUCUCGUUGCUGUUGAUUGGUUCAAAGACACAAAAAGAAUGGACCAUGUUGCUCGGCGUCAAGGAUGUGCAGCACAAGUUGCUUCAGAGAAAGGGCUUUUCUCUAUCGUCUUUAAUCUGCAAGUGCCGGGGUCAACACAUUACAGUAUGGUAUUUUAUUUUGUAACUAAAGAAUUAGUACCUGGAUCCCUCUUGCAACGGUUUGUUGAUGGCGACGAUGAAUUUCGUACUAGUAGACUGAAGCUUAUUCCAUCUGUUCCAAAGGUCAAUAGAGUCAAGAAGCUUCUCAGAAGCAUCCAUCUGCCCCGCAUAUCCCAGCAUAGGAUAUCUUCAUAUCCUCUUGCGAGAUUAAGUGUGGCUGUCAGCCUGUCAGCAAAGAGAUGGUGUCCCACAGCUCUAGAAAUGGUUCGUGGAUUGUCCGCCAGAGUGUUGGGAGCACCCCCUUGUUUGUUGGGAAAAGCUGUUGAUUGCAACUAUAUCCGUGGUCCUAAGUAUUUAGAAAUUGAUGUGGAUAUUGGUUCGUCUACUGUUGCUAAUGGGGUUUUGGGGCUGGUAAUUGGCGUAAUUACCACAUUGGUGGUUGACAUGGCUUUCCUUGUACAGAUAUGGUUUCACAUUAGGCUUUCCUAUCAUGCCCUGAAGCAGCCAACAGAGUCAUCUCCACCUGCUACAUGUGAUGAAACUGUUCUCUAG
Messenger RNA from Prunus armeniaca (apricot), 2277 nucleotides. NCBI's taxonomy places the organism in Eukaryota, Viridiplantae, Streptophyta, Magnoliopsida, Rosales, Rosaceae. The record is from the annotation of a GenBank genome assembly.